CUUGCCUUUGACUAUAAGUGCAUGCACAGGAAUGGAGCUUGAUGAGAUCCAAUGUCAGCUAUCUUUGUGAAGAGCCUCGAUUGCUUUUAUCUGGACAGCGACCGCGUACCCGACUCUGAAAGCGAAAACUGUAUUGGCCAUGCACGGAAGAACUCAACAUGAGGUUGUGGCCCAAGGUUGCAGCGGAAGCCAUGAGCUUUCGAACAACCAUGAUCGUCGAGAGGUGGCAGUUCCCUCUUCCGAGGAGCAAGCUGGAAACACGACAGGCCUCUUACGUGUUUUUGGCUGCUUCUUGAUUUUUGUGAACAUCUGGGGCUUUGUCUUUAUCUUUGGAGUUUUUCAAAGCUUUUAUGAAUUGUCCUACAUACCUUCCGAGUCACCAUCCUCAAUCUCUUGGGUUGGUACUGUCCAAAGCGCCCUUCUCUCCAUGAUCGGGGUCCUCGCUGGCCCUCUUUUCGAUCUCGGGGCAUAUCGCCUGAUGACCGUCACGGGUGCACUCCUUGUGCUUGUCGGACUUUUCAUGCUCAGCUUAUCAACAGCAUAUUAUCAAAUCUUUCUAAGUCAAGGCGUCUGCAUUGGCAUCGGUGGAGGUCUGCUGUAUGUGCCUUCGUUGGCUCUCGUUAGCACCUCCUUCAAGAAGAGGCGCGCACUGGCCCUCGGCACGUUGACCUAUGGAAUCGGCAUAGGUGGCGUGGUUUAUGUUGCAGCCUUUCAAUCCCUCCUUCCUCGUGUCGGCUUCGCCUGGACUGUACGUGUUCUGGGCUUCAUUGCGACUGCGGUAUUCGGCUUGGCCGUGCCUAUCUUGGUGUCCAACAGCCCAACGAAGCAGACGUCUUCCUCGCCUUGCAGACUAUUCGACAAGGCCGCCCUACAAGACUUACCGUUCCUCAUAUAUUCCCUGGCGUCCUUCAUCAUCUUCUUGGGCUACUUGAUCCCCUUCUUUUAUGUUCCGUCCUACGCUCAAGUCGUUCUGCAAACACCAGCAUCAACUGGAUUUUGGGCGCUAGCCGUGUCAUCAGCAACCUCCAUUGCAGGCCGUCUUGGAUCUGCAUUGGUCGCCCAAAGACUUGGCAUCAUGAUCUCCUGGGUUGCCUGUUCUGCCAUAUCGGCAACGCUUUGCUUCUGCUGGAUCUUUGUGCACAGUGUACAAUCACUGUAUGCAUUUUGCGCAUUGUAUGGCUGCUUUUCAGGCGCUUUGGUCGCGUUGCCUCCAGCCAUAUUUCCCAAAAUUUGCAAGGACGCAAAUCAGCUUGGCACCUGGAUGGGAAUGGGUUGGUUUGCCUCGGGGAUUUCCUUCUUGAUAGGCGCCCCGAUUGCUGGAGUUCUGAUCAAAGUUAAUGUGACCGGGUCUAAUGGCUACAACUUCCUAGCGGUGCAACUCAUGAGUGGACUGCUACUUGGGCUAGGCACGGUUUGCCUAGUAGCGCUUUGGGUACUCUUGGUCAAGGUUCGAGGUGAAAGACUUCUUGUCUGAGACUAAUGUCAAGCUUGACAUCACGAGAGAAUUGGGAUGGGAAGACUGUUCUUAGUACUGCGAGAGUAGGAAACCAACGGCAGAAAUCUGGGCCAAAAAAAUGCAAUCCAACAACACGACAAACCAGGGAAAGUGAUGGGGACGGGUAUCAAUGGCUACUGACUUGGUGUUCAGUAGCGGCCACUAGGCGCAGAAGCAUGCCGAUUCGUGUUGAAUGCUGAGCUCGCAACAUGAAGAUACAAGUCCCACCUCGCCAGCAGCUCCCACGUUGCAGAAUAGCCACGUCAAUGCCUUCGAUAGAGUCCGGCGGCUACUGCGCUUCGCUCGCACAGGAGAUCAAGUACUAAGCACUUCUUGCUUAUCCUAAAGGGGAAAACC
Exophiala xenobiotica is the source of this 1852-nucleotide messenger RNA. RefSeq lists its product as uncharacterized. The record is from RefSeq and is a predicted model, not a curated record. Gene Ontology annotation, biological process: transmembrane transport. Lineage: Eukaryota; Fungi; Ascomycota; Eurotiomycetes; Chaetothyriales; Herpotrichiellaceae. Gene Ontology annotation, cellular component: fungal-type vacuole membrane. The transcript has 4 exons. Gene Ontology annotation, molecular function: transmembrane transporter activity. The coding region runs from base 140 to 1474 and encodes 444 amino acids.